AUGCAGGCGCAAGAAGUUUCUGGACUUGCGUUAGAUAACACCGACCCAGUUCCGCGACCAGGCAGUGCUCAGAUUAAAAUCGACGUCAACGCUGAGCCCCCUGAUAAUGCUUUCAUAAGCUCACAUGACAUUUCAUCGCAAGAUCAUACUCCAUUCAUCCGUUCCGAACUGUUUGCCAACACACCGAUCACUGUCUUUGCCGAUGAACGUGAAGCACUCUCAGUGGCUCGUGAUCUUGCUGAAAUGAAAACUGCGCAGGGUGAUAAUUAUCCAUUUUAUGUGAUGGAUAUGGGUCGUUUAGAGAGUUUGCUGCGUUCUUGGCGUGAGCAUCUGCCACGUGUUCAACCGUUCUAUUCGAUACGUUGUAAUGCCGAUCCAGUGUUACUGCGUCUUCUUGUUGAACAACCUGAUAUCGGUUUCUAUUGCACGAAUCGUGCCGAGCUGAAUCUGGCUGUGGAAUUGGCUGGUGAGAAACGUGUCGUUUACGCGAAUCCGUUAUGGACGCGAGGUAACGUCCGUCACGCACGUGAACUAGGUGUUGAUAUGCUGAUAUUUGAAAAUUACGACGACUUGGUUCGUAUGCAUUCUCUGCAUCCCACAGCCAGUUUGGUGUUACGUGUAUGCAUGAAUGCGCCCAUUGAUGAGCAAUUGAUUGGUAAUGGUUGUAAGUUGAACGAAGAAGCGCAUCGACUUCUUUCAUUGGCCGCUGAUAUUGGUGUUAAAGUUGUUGGAAUAAGUUUUUCCAUUGGUACCGGAGCGUGCUCAGUUGGAAUCUAUUCCUAUGCAAUCGCCCAAGCACGUCAUCUUUUUGAUGUAGCUACGGCAAUGGGUCAUGAGAUGAGCGUACUGGAUAUCGGUGGUGGUUUCACGUAUGCGUCGCAUGCACGGGGAGGACCUUCCUUCGAACAGAUAGCAAAUACGAUCAAUGUGUGUCUGGAUGAAUAUUUCGAUGAAUGUUCAUUUGCUCAUGUUCGUAUAAUCGCCGAGCCAGGUCGUUAUUUUGCUGCAUCGGUGUUCUCGUUGGUUACCAAUAUCAUCAAUAAGCGUGCCGUUGAUGCCAGUUCGGUCACCAACAACGUAUACGAUAGUGGUAGUGCGGGUUUCGUCUAUCAAACGAAUGAAGGCUUUUAUGGCUCAUUUGGUUGUCGCUUAACGUCACAUUGUGAGCCGAAAUGUCGUCCUUUGAUUUAUAGCGAUAAUAUUCACGAACUGUCAUCAUCUACCACUUACGCUACCAUUCUUGGUCCAACGCUCAAUAAUGAUAUCGAUGUUGUACAGUCCGUUGCACGGCUUCCACAAAUGCAAGUCGGUGAAUGGUUAUUGUGGGAUGAUAUGGGUGCUUAUUCAAUGGGAAAUCGCGAAACACUCGGCGAGGAUAAUGGUUACGCCUCUCCAACGGUCUACUAUUUUGUUGGGGAUAAACGUUGGCAGCAUAUGUCGAGGCCUUCCACUCCAGAGCGUGCUUCCAAUCUUGGAACGGAUGGUUGCUCGUCAUCAUCACAAAAACGUGGCGGCGGCACUGAAACUGAAGUGGAUUCGCAUUCCUUGGAUAGUGCCGAAAGUGUUAGCGCAGUUACAGAUGACGAACGCUUAUGGACAGAUUUUGAGCAUUGGUUAAGACAGUGA
Messenger RNA from Anisakis simplex (herring worm), 1626 nucleotides. The record is from the annotation of a GenBank genome assembly. NCBI's taxonomy places the organism in Eukaryota, Metazoa, Nematoda, Chromadorea, Rhabditida, Anisakidae.